AUGGAGUUACUAAAAAGGGGUCACCUUCGAGACUUCCUAACAGAUAAUGGUAAGAACAUCGUGGCAAACAAGGAGCACCAAAUAACACCUCCACCAAAAGCACCACCCACUGAUAGGAUGUGCAGUGUAAUCUCAGGCACAUCAGAAGUAAGCGGUGUAACCUACUCCGCGGCAAAGUGCCAUGCAAAAUCCAUAGCCAAUCAAGUAUACCACUUGACACAACAAUCCUUGCAAAAACCAACAAAUCUCACCAUAGAGUUCGUUGAAGACGAAGCAACAUCUCUCCAUAAUCCCCACCAUAAUGCUCUCAUUAUCACCUUCCAAAUAGCCAACAUUAUCGUCAAAAGAAUCCUUGUGGAUCCCAGCUCCUCAGCCAACAUUUUGUUCCUGGAGGCAUUCAAAGUCAUAGGCUCGGACAAGUCCAGCAUCAACUACCGCCCUACACUCCUCAGGUUCAGUUUAGAGCAAAAGUACACCUUUGGAGGGAUAGCUCUGCUGGUCUAUGCCGAGGGAAUCAACCUUCAAACCACCUUCAUAAUAGUGGACGCCCCAUCUCCAUAUAACAUCAUAAUGGGCAGGCCAUGCGUCCACGAUAUGACGGGACUCAGCCCCAAUGCUAUUGUACACCAAUUGAAUGUCGACUUGGACCACCCCUCUGUGAAACAGAAGAGAAGGAAGUUUGCUCCUAAAAGAAACAAGGUGAUCAACAAAGAAGUAGACAAGUUGUUGAGCAACGACUCAGUUUGA
Pistacia vera is the source of this 747-nucleotide messenger RNA. RefSeq lists its product as uncharacterized. The transcript has 2 exons. Lineage: Eukaryota; Viridiplantae; Streptophyta; Magnoliopsida; Sapindales; Anacardiaceae. The record is from RefSeq and is a predicted model, not a curated record. The coding region runs from base 1 to 747 and encodes 248 amino acids.